Malassezia pachydermatis is the source of this 1350-nucleotide messenger RNA. RefSeq lists its product as hypothetical. The record is from RefSeq and is a predicted model, not a curated record. Gene Ontology annotation, biological process: regulation of translational fidelity; 'de novo' cotranslational protein folding. Gene Ontology annotation, cellular component: cytosol. Gene Ontology annotation, molecular function: ribosome binding; Hsp70 protein binding. The coding region runs from base 1 to 1350 and encodes 449 amino acids. The transcript has a single exon. NCBI's taxonomy places the organism in Eukaryota, Fungi, Basidiomycota, Malasseziomycetes, Malasseziales, Malasseziaceae.
AUGACGACGCCUGUCGACCUGCCCUUUGCCCUGCCGCCUGCGCCGGCCAACUAUUCGGCGGCCAAGGCCUCGACCUCGGCGGUCUCGCUCACCUCCGUAGAGCUUGCGCCGAUUGGUGACGCCUUCCUUGGCUACCUUCGCCGUAAGCUGCACCAGAGCUCGUUUGAGGAGGACGAUGCGCUGAUCCGCCAGCGUCUGGCUGACCACGCUGCCGCGAACGCAGAGGUGGACGAGCUUGACAACGAUAUCGGUGAGGAGCCGGAAAGUGCCGAGCUGCUUGCCAGCGACCCGAAAGAGUGGAAGUCGCAGGACCACUACGCUGUGCUCGGCCUGUCCUCGCGUCGUUACAAGGCCACGGACCACGAAAUUAAGAUUGCGCACCGCAAGAAGGUGCUUAAGCACCACCCCGACAAGAAGGUCGGUGCGACGGGUAUCAGCGACGACUCGUUCUUCAAGUGUGUUGCCAAGGCCUUUGAAAUUUUGUCGCACCCGGAGAAGCGCCGUCAGUUUGACAGUGUGGAUGAAGGUGUGGACGAUGAGGAUGUGCCAACAGGCAAGGAAAGCCCUGAGCGCUUCUUCGAGCUGUGGGGUCCCGUGUUCGAGCGUGAGGGCCGUUUCUCGAAGGACACGCCUGUCCCAUCCAUUGGUACGAAGGACAGCUCCAAGGAGGAAGUGGACGACUUUUACAACUUCUUCUACAACUUUGACAGCUGGCGUAGCUUCGAGUACCUCGACAAAGAGGUCAACGAAGGCAGUGACAGCCGUGACGACAAGCGCUACACGGAAAAGAAGAACCGUAACGAGCGUGCGCGUCGCAAGAAGGAGGACAACGCUCGUCUGCGCAACCUCGUCGACAAGGCACUGUCGAUCGACCCACGUAUCAAGGCGUUCCGUGCGGCCGAGCGUGCGGCGCGUGAGGCCAAGAAGAACAAGGGCCGCCCUGGUGCGCCUGGCGGCGGCAUGAGCGCCGCUGACAAGGCUGCGGAGGAGAAGCGCAAGAAGGAAGAGGCGGAGAAGGCCGCCCAGGAAGCGGCGGCCAAGGCGGAGGCGGAGAAGGCCGAGCGUGAGGCUGCGAAGAAGGUCCGUGAAGCGGCCAAGAAGAACCUCAAGAAGGAGAAGAAGGCCAUUCGCAACAUUAUUACGGGCGCGAACUACUUCCAGCCGGAAGGCGCCUCGCCGUCUGCCUCGGUGCUCGACAAGCAGCUGGGUGCGCUCGACGCUCUGUGCGCGGCGCUGGAGCCGGAGCAAGUGCAGGCGCUGCGUGAGGCGUGUGAGAAGGGCACGGACGCUGCCAAGGCCGCGCUGAAUCAGGCGUGUGAGGAGAAGAGCCUGGGCGAUGCGUUUGCGUAA